CUGAUGGAGAACAGGACAGAGGUGACCGAGUUCCUCCUCCUAGGACUCACCGAUGACCCACACCUGCGGCUUCCCCUCUUCAUCACCUUCCUCCUCAUCUACACCCUCACCAUGGCUGGGAACCUGGGAAUGCUCCUGCUGAUCCUCCUGGACCCUCGUCUGCACACUCCCAUGUACAUGUCACUCCUAGUCAUGGCCGGGCUGCUUAUCAGAGACCUGGUCAUUUCCUACGGCACUUGUGCUGCUCAGUUGUUCUUCUUUGUAGGUUUUGCAACUGUGGAAAAUUACCUCUUGGCCACGAUGGCCUACGACCGCUAUGCCGCAGUGUGCAAGCCCCUGCACUACACCUCCACCAUGACAACAGGAGUGUGUGCCUUUAUGGUCACAGCCUCCUACAUCUGCGGUUUCCUGACAGCCUCCAUCCAUGUUGGGGACAUAUUCAGUCUCUCCUUCUGUAACUCCAAUGUGGUCCAUCACUUUUUCUGUGAUGUUCCAGCAGUUAUGGUUCUAUCCUGCUCUGAUAGACAUGUCAGUGAGCUCAUUCUUUAUUAUCUUGAGAGCUUUAACAUCUUUUUUGCUCUCCUUGUUAUUUUGAUAUCCUAUGUGUUCAUUUUUGUGACCAUCAUAAGGAUGCCCUCGGGUACAAGAUAUAGGAAGGCUCUGUCCACCUGUGCCUCCCACCUCACUGCCAUCUCCAUCUUCUAUGGGACAAUCAUCUUCACAUAUCUGCAGCCCAGCUCCAGUCAUGCCAUGGACACUGCCAAAAUUUCAUCUGUAUUUUACACCAUGGUGAUCCCCAUGUUGAACCCCCUGGUGUACAGCCUGAGGAACAAGGAGGUCAGGAGGGCUUUCACAAAAAUUGUUUGGGGGAAAUAUAAUCAUUAA
Molecule: messenger RNA, 885 nt
Organism: Fukomys damarensis (Damara mole-rat)
Lineage: Eukaryota; Metazoa; Chordata; Mammalia; Rodentia; Bathyergidae
Product: olfactory receptor 5B3-like
Exons: 1
Coding region: 4-885 (293 amino acids)
Biological process (GO): sensory perception of smell; G protein-coupled receptor signaling pathway
Cellular component (GO): membrane
Molecular function (GO): odorant binding; G protein-coupled receptor activity; olfactory receptor activity
Source: RefSeq, a predicted model, not a curated record